GAAAACGUGCCACGAAGCCCUCCCAAAAGUCCCGCCGGCUUCUCCACAUGGCGGGACGCUAGGUCGCCGGGGUGAGCAUGCGGCACUGGGCCGGUGUGUCCAGCUGGUGGCGCCGCUGAGCGAGCCAUGGACGAGUUUAGCGGCAGGACGUACGGCACCAGCGGCCUGGACAACAGACCUCUGUUUGGGGAGACGUCAGCACGGGAUCGCAUCAUCAACUUGGCAGUGGGAGGAUUUACGUCCCUGGUUGUGCUGGUGACCGUCGUCAGCUCUUUUGUUUUCCCGUCGUUGCCUCCGCGGCCGCUCAACGUUUUCUUUGCCGUUUGCAUCCUGCUUGCCUGCGGAUCCACCAUUUUGCUGAUCUUCUGGUACCGCCAAGGCGACCUGGAGCCCAAAUUCCGCAACCUGAUCUACUACAAGCUGGCGUCCAUUGUGUUGCUGUGUCUUUGUGCCAACCUCUACUUCCACGACGUGAGGUGAGAGCCGGCAGCUGGAUGGGAUGGGACGGGACGGGACGGGACGGAACGGACCCCCUCUCCCUCCUCCCCCCCGAUGGUGGAGAAUGGACGCGUUUACACGCCGCACAACACGCAAGGAAAGCUCCACUCAAAACGUGGUCCUCACGUCACUUUGUGUUUUAUGAAGGUCUCGCACACGUGUGCACAACAUUCCGGUCAGUCGGCCCUUUAACGCCACGGCUUUCUUUUUCACGGAUUAUUGUAACCGUG
Syngnathus acus (greater pipefish) is the source of this 728-nucleotide messenger RNA. It is a transcript of the gene tmem243b, whose product is annotated as transmembrane protein 243, mitochondrial b. The coding region runs from base 127 to 480 and encodes 117 amino acids. The transcript has 4 exons. Lineage: Eukaryota; Metazoa; Chordata; Actinopteri; Syngnathiformes; Syngnathidae. The record is from RefSeq and is a predicted model, not a curated record.